GCUACACUGUAUUUGCACAAGGAAGAGAUAUUUGGUCUGACAUGUUGCUCACACUAGUCAAUAACGUGAAGUAAAUAAACCAAAUGAUAUACAUAACCAACAAAUUUAAUAUAGCAGGUUACGUUGUGACCAUUCACAAAAUUGUUACGUGAGAUAUUCAGGAGAAAUGUUUUACUGCGCUUGUAAAAGGUGGUUAGGUCGGCACAUCCACAGAAAAUUUUCGACCGCUCGGGUUAAACCGCCCAAAGUUUGUAUAAUAGGAAGUGGGCCAGCGGGUUUUUACACAGCUCAACAGUUGAUCAAAAUAUUGGGAGACGUCCAAGUAGACAUCUACGAAGGAAUGCCGGUCCCUUUCGGUUUGGUCCGGUACGGUGUCGCCCCUGAUCACCCGGAAGUGAAGAACGUCACCCACACGUUCACCAAGAUCGCGCACAGUCCGAACGUGAGGUUCGUGGGGAACGUGAGCAUUGGGCGCGACGCCACCUUGGACGAGCUGCGGCAGGCGUACCACGCCGUGCACUUGACGUACGGGGCGGAGCAGGACCGGGAGCUGGGCGUGCCCGGGGAGCACCUGGGGAACGUGCUGUCGGCGCGGCGCGUCGUGGGCUGGUACAACGGCGUGCCGUGGGACCGGGACCUGCGCGUCGACCUGGAGGCGGAGACGUGCGCGGUCCUCGGCCAGGGCAACGUGGCGCUGGACGUCGCCCGCAUCCUGCUCACGCCCGUCGACGCGCUCAAGAGCACGGACAUCACGGAGCACGCCCUGGCCGCGCUGGCGCGCAGCAAGGUGAAGGAGGUGGUGCUGAUUGGCCGGCGCGGCCCGCUGCAGGCGGCCUUCACCAUCAAGGAGUUCCGGGAGAUGCUCCACCUGCCCGGCUGCCGCGCCGUGCUGGACCCCGGGGACUUCGCGGGGGUGCGGGAGGAGAUCCCCGUCCUGUCGCGCCCGCGCCGGAGGCUGACGGAGCUGCUCUGCAAGACGGCGUUCGACCGGCCGGGACCGAGGGGCGGCGCCGAGCCGGCCGGGAAGUCCUUCCGCCUCGUCUUCUUCCGCACGCCCAAGAUGUUCGUGCCCCGGCCGGACAACCCGGACGUGGUCGGGGGCGUGGAGCUGCUGGUGAACCGGCUGGAAGGCACGGACGCGGACCGCCAGCGCGCCGUGCCGACUGGCGCGGAGGACACCGUCGAGUGCGGCCUGGCCAUGCGCAGCAUCGGCUACCGCAGCGUGAAGGCCGACCCCGAGAUACCGUUCGACGACACCAGGGGCCGCGUCAAGAACAGCCACGGGGUGGUGGAGCCCGGGUCAGAUCGGCCCAUCCCCUGCAGCCCGCGUCGCUGGUGGAGCCAGGUGCGCGUGUUGGCAGGCUUGUACUCGGCGGGCUGGGUCGCCACCGGCCCGAUGGGCGUGAUCCUGUCCACGAUGACCAACGCGUUCACCGUCGCCCAGGCGAUCGCCGCGGACCUGCGGCAGGGCGCGGUGGACGUCUCGGUCGACCGGCUUGGCUUCGAGCGGGUCGGCGCGCUGCUCCGGAGCAGAGGCGUGCAGUGGGUCAGCUUCGCGGGCUGGGAGCGGAUCGACGCGGUGGAGCGCGAGCGCGGCGCCCGCGCGGGAAAGCCGCGCGAGAAGAUCCUCGACAUCAAGGAGAUGCUGGCCAUAGCGGCGUCCGGGAGCUGAGACGUCUCGUUCCCCCGGCUGGAGGGCCGUCUCGUCCCACCGCGUGCCCUUGCUUCUGGGCCGGCGCGAAGCAACCGCCGAGCGGAUCGGCCGAAACUCUUAUUCUAACACUCGAUUUGACUCCGCCAGGAAAUUUUCCCGUUCGUUUCGUGUGAAGCUUUCGCGUCUGAUGUGAAGCUAGGAGUUUGUUGCAAAGCUGUGAAAUGUCGGACGCCUGAGCUUUUUUUGUAAGUCGUGUACAUUUUGCUCAAAUAGAGUUUUGAUUACUUAAAAAAAAAUUAAAUGCUCUGUUUUAAAACUA
Messenger RNA from Bacillus rossius redtenbacheri, 1973 nucleotides. RefSeq names its product NADPH:adrenodoxin oxidoreductase, mitochondrial (gene dare). Bases 167 to 1672 code for a protein of 501 amino acids. The record is from RefSeq and is a predicted model, not a curated record. Gene Ontology annotation, cellular component: mitochondrion. The transcript has 8 exons. Gene Ontology annotation, biological process: ubiquinone biosynthetic process. Lineage: Eukaryota; Metazoa; Arthropoda; Insecta; Phasmatodea; Bacillidae.